CUGGAGGAAGCAGAGCUUACUUUCACUUUCAGUUAGCACAACAGGGAUGUCCGCGUUUACAUUCAGAUUUCGAGAGAGAGCUGUCGAUGGUCCCUCUGUUUCUCCUCUUAGAAAACAGCAUAACAGAGUAAUGUUGCAGUUCAGCCUUCUCCUUUUGCUUUCCCUCGUCCCUCCUCUUGAGGCCAAGGAUACUGGAAACACUACAUUUACCAGUUUGCCAUUCAAGAUGAGACUGCCAGACAGUGUUAGGCCACUUCACUACGACCUCCUGAUCCAUCCAAACCUGACUUUCCUCAACUUCACUGGAAGCGUACAGAUCCAGUUGGAGGUCCAGCAGGAAACCAAACACAUCUUUCUUAACAGCAAGAACCUCCACAUCUCCAAAGCACUUCUUUUAGGAUCCAGGCAUCCCCAUCUCCUUCAGCUCCAAGAGUCUGAAUAUUUUGAGCAGAUUGCGGUCUCUUCUGAAAGUCUGAUGUUUACUAGGGGACUACAUGUAAUACAGUUGGAUUUCUCAGCUAACCUCUCUGACACUUUCCAUGGCUUUUAUAAAGGGACGUACACCACACGCAGUGGGGAAAUCAGGGCAUUGGCAUCCACCCAGUUUGAGCCCACGCAUGCUCGAGCUGCGUUCCCCUGCUUUGAUGAACCGGCUUUUAAAGCCAACUUCUCUAUUCGUGUUCGCCGAGAGCCAAGGCACAUUUCUAUUUCCAAUAUGCCUAAGCUGAAAACCGUGGAGCUUGCAGGUGGCUUAUUGGAGGAUCACUAUGAUGUGACUGUGAAGAUGAGCACUUAUCUAGUGGCCUUCAUAGUCUGUGACUUCCUUUCCAUCAGUAAGAGAAGCCAGCAUGGAGUUGAGAUAUCAGUGUAUACAGUUCCAGAGAAGAUCAGUCAGGCGGAAUAUGCCCUCAACACAGCAGUUACGCUGCUUGACUUUUAUGAUGAUUACUUUGACAUCCCCUAUCCACUUCCCAAACAAGAUCUUGCAGCAAUCCCAGAUUUUCAGUCAGGUGCUAUGGAGAACUGGGGCUUGACCACGUACAGAGAGUCAGGGCUGCUCUUUGAUCCUGAACGGUCUUCCACCUCUGACAAACUGGGCAUCACCAAGGUCAUUGCCCAUGAGCUUGCCCAUCAGUGGUUUGGUAACCUGGUGACGAUGCAGUGGUGGAAUGACCUGUGGUUAAAUGAGGGCUUUGCCAAGUUCAUGGAGUUUGUCUCUGUGAAUAUUACCUAUCCCGAGCUACAAGUGAAUGACUAUUUCUUGGAGAAGUGUUUCACAGCCAUGGGGGUGGAUUCUUUGAGCUCAUCCCAUCCCAUCUCUACCCCUGUGGAGAAUCCGGCUCAAAUUAGGGAAAUGUUUGAUGAUGUGUCCUAUCAGAAGGGAGCCUGUGUUUUGAACAUGCUGAGAGAUUUCCUGAGCCCAGAAGCCUUUAAGAUGGGUAUUAUACGCUACCUGAAGAAUCACAGCUACCAGAACACUGUAAAUGCUGAUCUCUGGUACAGUCUGACAAACAUCUGUCAGUCAGAUGAUUUAGACUCUGGAAGACUCAAAGCAGAUGGAUUCUGUUCAGACAGCAAGUCCAGAAUGUCUGCCUCUAAAUGGUAUAUGGACGACGACCUGAACGUGAAGGCUAUCAUGGAUACCUGGACACUGCAGGAGGGUUUUCCCAUCAUUAGUGUGGAGGUUAAAGGUCGAGAGGUCUACCUGAAACAGGAGAGGUACCUCAAAGGGGCAGAUCCUGCAAAGAAUUCAAGUUUCCUUUGGCAAGUGCCUUUGACCUACAUCACCAGCAGCUCAAGCUCUGUCCAGCGCUUUCUGCUAAAAAAUAGAAAAGAUGUGUUAUAUCUGCCAGCGGAAGUAGAGUGGAUUAAAUUUAACGUGGACAUGCGAGGGUAUUAUAUUGUCCAUUACGAGGCUGGGGGCUGGGAUGCUUUGAUCAGACAGCUUCAGCGGAAUCACGCAGUGUUCAGCGGAAAUGACCGAGCCAGUCUCAUCCACAACAUCUUCCAGCUGGUCAGCAUUGGAAAGGUCCCUCUGAACAAGGCCCUGAGUCUGAGCCUGUAUCUGAGGUACGAGACUGAGAUCAUGCCAGUGAUGCAGGGCUUCAGUGAACUGGUGCCUCUCUACAAACUCAUGGAGAAGAGAGAUAUGGCAGCACUAGAGCACCAGCUGAAGAGCUACUUAGUGAAUCUGUUCCAGAGACUGAUUGAUGCCCAGAGAUGGAGUGAUGAAGGCUCAGUGUCAGAGAGGAUGUUGCGCAACUAUUUGCUACUUUUUGCCUGUGUACGCCGCUACGAACCCUGCGUCCGCACUGCCCAGGAGCUCUUCCAGAAGUGGAAGGAGUCAGAUGGCAAGAUGAGGUUGCCUGCUGACGUUCGUUUGGUGGUUUACACUGAGGGGGCACGGACAGAGAAAGGCUGGGACUUCCUCUUGGAAAAGUACCGUCAAACCUUGUAUCCUUCUGAGAAGAGUCAAAUCAAAGCAGCGCUGUCCUACAGCCCGCUGACAGACAAGCUAAAGUGGCUGAUAGAGAGGGGUUUAGAGGGAGACAUCUUGAAGACCCAUGAGCUACCAUCUCUUGUCAUUAGUGUCAGUAAAAACCCAAAAGCCUACAAACUGGCCUGGGACUUCCUGAGGUCCAACUGGCAGAAACUGGUAAAAAAGUUUGAUCUUGGUUCUUCCUCUAUCUCACGCAUGGUUGUUGGGGUGACCAAUCAGUACUCAACCAGGGAAAAACUCGUGGAGGUACAGUUAUUCUUUAGUUCACUGGAACAGGGCAUGGGUGCAGGAUUGCGCAGUGUCCAGCAGGCCCUGGAGAACAUAGAGGAGAACAUCCGCUGGAUGGAGAAGAAUGUUCCACUUCUCACAGACUGGCUCAACAGCCACAGCACCUGACUGAGGACACGGAACCACUGCUGAUUCUGCAAAGUUCAUGACACUCAUGGUAGUGUGUAACAAAAGUGAAGGAAUCCAAAAGUGCCUUUGGACUCCACUAUGCAAUGUGCUGAACAACUUUUGAUGUGACGUAACUGGAGAAUCCCGCAGGUUAUUAUGUUAUGUCAGCUGAUAAGCAUCGAGAUAAGAUUUUUUUCCAUGUUAUUUGUGUCAGGUUAUUCCCUUGUCUGAACAGUAAAAAAACCUUGAGAACCAACCUAAAGCUGAAACAUCUGCCCUUUAUCUGAUGGCUCAGAUCCAGUCAGAACAAUGAACUGCAACUCAUAUGCUAGCGAUGUAAAUUUAGGUUAAGGCCCUGAACUGAAGUUUCUCCAGAUGCUAAAAUACUAGAUCCAACUGCCUAAAUAUAUUCCUUAAUGUAUGCCUGUCAACCUGAUCAUCAGCGCAGUAUGUACAAGUCCCCAGCUGGACAAAUUCAUCCAUCCAGCAAGAGAGUUCAUGAGUUUACUUGUGUGCAAAAUGUUCCAUAAAACUCUGUAGGUACUUUCUUUUGCUUAUUUCAGAUUGCACUGUUUGUAACAAAACUACUGAUCUUAACUGGUAUUUUGCCAUUUUUGUCUUUUACAUUUGCAAUGUGCAAAGCACAGAAUUCAUCAAAAUAAAAGAAUUGGGGAAAAGCCUUAAAUGAAUUUUGUAAAAACAUUUUAUUUUUUCUAAUAAAAAUUUUAAAUCAAUCAUUCAUCAGGAAAUUCAGAAAAGACAUAAGAUUUGCAUAUUUACAGAUAUAAACGGAUUCUGAAAAACAAUGACAUUACAACAUUCACAGUCUUAAACAUUAUGAACUUAAAGCAGUUUGUACCCAAAUGAUUUUCCUGAGUCCCAAACAAAAAAAAAUCUAUUAAGUGAAAAUACAGCACAUUGCCGUUUCACCAGAAAACAGGAAUAUAAUUACGAAUAAAUAAGUUAACAGAUGAAAAUGAUGCAUUGGUUUAAAUCUAGAACAGCUAGAAUAUUCUAUACUCUUCAAAGAACCCCUGUAACCACAACAUGUAACAUUAUAAGAAACUGGAGUUGCUAAUGUCAACAGACACAUGGUUCUCUAAAAUUCAGAGGUGAACUUUGUCCCAUACUGACAAAAGCUGCUUUGACCACUUUAAAAAAACAAUAAAAGCACAAAGAACAAAAUAUGAUCGAGGCACCAGGAAUAUAAGUAAAUCUACUUGGAUUUACCCAUAUCCAGUAAUGAAGAUGGCCUCUCUCACAUACAGCAAGCCCUAAUGCUGCACCAACACACCAGAUCUUGGCCACACUACUCUAUCCAAACGCUCUUUGUCCCUUUGGAAUGUAGCAUGGCCUGGCUUUCCAGACCCUCAUGCACGAGCAUCAUAAUCACUGACCAUCCUCUUGAUGUGGUUUAGCUUGGCCUUGAGAUACUUGCAUCUUCUCUUCUUCAUCUGGUAAUCAGCACUCUUUUGAUACAUUAACAAAAAAAAAAAAUCAAAAAAAAGUAAAUUAGUCUACAGGUCAUGUCACAUAAUGUCGCUAUAAUUUCACACAGUGAGGAGAAACACUUUUGCUUUUGAUGUUUAAUAUUCUUCUAGUGCAUAUAUCCAAUAUAGAUGUAAAAACAAUGCCUUUUGACUUUGUACUUCUAGAUAUGAACAACGCAAAACUCCUCAGCUAAAAAAGAAGCAUCCAAAAAAAAAAAAGAUUAAAUUUGCACACAAGCAUUUGGACAAAUGAGAA
This is a messenger RNA of Colossoma macropomum (tambaqui), 4642 nucleotides long. RefSeq names its product endoplasmic reticulum aminopeptidase 1a (gene erap1a). NCBI's taxonomy places the organism in Eukaryota, Metazoa, Chordata, Actinopteri, Characiformes, Serrasalmidae. Bases 47 to 2896 code for a protein of 949 amino acids. Gene Ontology annotation, biological process: peptide catabolic process; proteolysis. Gene Ontology annotation, cellular component: cytoplasm. The record is from RefSeq and is a predicted model, not a curated record. Gene Ontology annotation, molecular function: metalloaminopeptidase activity; zinc ion binding; peptide binding. The transcript is spliced from 19 exons.